This is a messenger RNA of Strongylocentrotus purpuratus (purple sea urchin), 1805 nucleotides long. RefSeq lists its product as uncharacterized. Gene Ontology annotation, cellular component: membrane. The transcript has a single exon. Gene Ontology annotation, molecular function: G protein-coupled receptor activity. The record is from RefSeq and is a predicted model, not a curated record. Bases 111 to 1805 code for a protein of 564 amino acids. NCBI's taxonomy places the organism in Eukaryota, Metazoa, Echinodermata, Echinoidea, Camarodonta, Strongylocentrotidae. Gene Ontology annotation, biological process: adenylate cyclase-activating adrenergic receptor signaling pathway.
AAUUAUAUACGUCAAACGAUAAUGGGAUAGACGUAUAUUCCGCGAGAAGGGCGGGCUUCGAAUCAACACUGAGCAGCGCCGCAACAGAUUGUUUGUAACAGGUUCGUUUUAUGCGAUCAAAUCAUUGUGUUGGAGUUAGUCGAGGGCAGCUCUCAGUGCGGGACAGAAAAAUGGCUGAAAAGGUGGCGGUCGAGGUAAUCUGGCAAAAUGGAAGCGAAACCCUGCUGGACAUCUACACAACGCUACCAUCCAAUAAUACAUAUACAUCUUAUCCAGAUAUGGAGAAUAUAAUUGCAGCUCUUCUCUAUUUGGUUAUUGCUGUCGUUGGGAUAGUGGGAAAUGCAAUGGUUCUACUGGCAGUGACCAUGUCCAGACGUCUACAGACCAGUGCCAACGCCUUUGUGGCAGCCUUAAGUGUAAGUGACUUCAUCACGAGUAUUACCUUACCGAUUCAAAGUGCCGCGUUGCUUGGGAUGUGGUCACGUGUGUUCUUCUUCUUCUGUUCUAUUGCUGCGACUACUUUCUACAUCUUCAUCGGAUCCAACGUCCAUCUCCUGGCCGCCAUUGCAUUCAAUCGAUACAUCCACAUCACCAAACAUGCGCAUAGCUAUAGAAAACAGUUUCAAAAGAGACGGGUAACCCUCGUAAUUAUCCUCUCCUAUACAAUACCACUCUCCUUGACUGGCCUUGCCCAUGCCUUCGGUGGCGCCCAAAGUGGAAUAUGUCCAUCCUACAAAUCAAGCGUGAAUACGUGUACACUCCAAGGCCAAACAUUUGACUUUGUGAUAGCAUCGGUUAUUGUUUUUCUUGUGACCGUCACAUUGGUGUUCUAUAUCUUGAUUUAUGUACACGUUAGGCAUCACUUUAAAGCUGUUGCUGUCAAGAUUUCAUGUGAGGAUGACAUCAGUGUCAUCUACAGAGGUAAUAUAUCUGCGUCUGGAAAACGCUCCUCCAUUUUGCAAUCUAUUAGUGAGGUGUCUGAUGGAAAUGGUGAAGGGGGCAAUCAAGAACUGCCACAGAGGAUCGCCCGCGCCACCCUGCACCCGUCCUCCGCGAAACUAAACCGACCGAGGCGUAUACCAACCCCGGUUGUUCUUGAGAACGCGAAUGAUACCCCAGGAACAUCGAUGGGUAACCCUUUAGACGCCCCCUCCACCUCUUCAUAUAAUCCUGCUGUUCACAAUCGCCUUCGUGAACAAGAACAGAAUGAAUCUCAACAGCGCCUUCAUGCAUGGCCACAACAUGAUCAACAACCUCAAGAACCGAUGGCCCGAUUUCAGAGUUUGAGUGACGGGUCAUCUCAUGAAAGUCAUGAUGAUAAAGCACACAAUGCACACAGACAAUCUUCUGGGGUAGAAUCUCCUGAGAUCGAAGUGUGCUUUAGAGCCAGGUCCACAUCAACCGCACCAUCAAGUUCUCCUCCCCCAACCAACUCAACAAACAUGGUAUUUAUACGACGUCCAAAUACGAGUGAAACACCCAAACGCCGUUUAUUUCGAUUCGGCAAGAAUGAUAUGGAGUCAAAGAUUACGAUUAACAUGUUCUUGGUCGUGGUGGCAUUUCUAGCUUGCCUUAGCCCGACAAUUAUUUUCCUUGUUAUUGUCCAAACCUUUACGAACUCAACAGCAGGAUGCUCUAUAUCAGAAGCGUACGUGUUGAUCAUCCUUAGUGCCAACUGCUGCCUCAACCCAAUUAUUUACGGAUGGCGUCAUCCGCUAUUCCGAAGAGUCUUUCUCUGCAUUUUGCAUGGAAAGUUUCACGAAAUUGAGCGCCCCUCAGCCUGGCUGCGCAGGCUAUUACGCUGA